This is a messenger RNA of Arxiozyma heterogenica, 507 nucleotides long. RefSeq names its product ESCRT-I subunit protein SRN2 (gene SRN2). Bases 1 to 507 code for a protein of 168 amino acids. Lineage: Eukaryota; Fungi; Ascomycota; Saccharomycetes; Saccharomycetales; Saccharomycetaceae. The record is from RefSeq and is a predicted model, not a curated record. The transcript has a single exon.
AUGAAUGUACCGUUACCAGAGAAUACCACUUUACUAUCGAAUAAUGAUUUGCAUGAUUUGAUCAAUAACCAUAAGAAAGAGUUAUCACAAUAUGCAAAACUAUAUCAAACAGAUAAUAUUGAUUCAAUUAUCAAACAAACUGAACUUCGAAAGGAUGAAUUACUUUCAUUGCAAGAUAAAUAUUCUCAACUGGAAACAAAUAAAAUAAAUUUAAAUAAAGAAAUUAAUUCUUUAAGAGUAUUAUACGAACAAUAUUCCACCAAAUGGCAAAACCUGGAUACUUUAUUUAAACAAGAAUAUAGUGAAAAUGUCUUUAAAGUUCAAUUGAAAAGAAAAUUAAGUGAUAUAAAUGCCCAGUCUGCUACUUUAAAGCAGAGAAUUUUUUCCAUAACUGAUCUGAACCAACUAGACGAUCUUCUAGAACAAUAUAAAGAUAAAAGAAAACGGUAUCAUUACUCAAGGGAACAAUUAGCCACUUGGGAACAACAAGGCACUUUAAAGAGUUGA